Daphnia magna is the source of this 2766-nucleotide messenger RNA. RefSeq lists its product as uncharacterized. The record is from RefSeq and is a predicted model, not a curated record. The transcript has 13 exons. Lineage: Eukaryota; Metazoa; Arthropoda; Branchiopoda; Diplostraca; Daphniidae. Bases 1 to 2766 code for a protein of 921 amino acids.
AUGUGGAACGGAGAAGGCGAGGAAGAUUUUCCUGUCGUUGCUGAAGUUCCAGCUACUCGUCGCACCGGUGUUAACUACAACUCCGAACGUGGAUACAUCUACCACAAGCAAAAGACGCUAUUGGAAGAGAUCGUCUACAUCUGCAAAAAUCAAAAGAAGGUUAAGGGGAAUUGCAACGCUAGACUCAGGAAAAAUAGACAAACCGGUGUGUUCCGUAAAGAUGGCUCUGUGCACAACCAUCCACCGGAGUCACAUCUGCAACAACAAUUAGCCUUUAUAAACGCCUGCGCCCAAGAGGCAUUGGUCUCUCGCGAUCCACCCCGUGAAAUUUUCGAUCGGAUUCGUCGGGAGUUUCCAGGCCUUAUCGUGAGCUACAACGACGCUAUGCAGCGUCGCAUCCAGCGGGCCAAGCGUAGUGUGCAGCCACGGAUCCCUACAACUAUUGCUGAGGCCGAAGAACUCAUAAUGGAGCAUCCUGAAUACAAAGAUGCAUUCGAAGGUGGCGUUUUCUACCAAGGGCGAGUCCAAACGGCCGACGGAGGGGAUGCGUUUGUCUUUAUUUCACCAAAGCUGCUCCCUGAAAUUGCGCAGACCAUUGAACUGCAAGCAGACGGAACUUUUAAAAGUCUUCCUUUAUUCUUCAAGCAGCUUUUUACUCUUCAUGUAAGCCGCUUUGGACAGGUAUAUCCUUUUGCGUUCGUUUUGAUGAACAAGAAGACCCGUCAGCUCUACGACGCUGUCCUUGACAAGAUUUUGACUGUGUAUGACGAUCUUUAUCCGGACGUGUACCUCAACGUUGAGAGACUUAUGUCAGAUUUCGAAAAUGCCAUUCAGUCAUCCUGCGAGCAAGCCUUUGUAGGCUGUACCUGCAUUGGCUGCUGGUUCCAUUAUGGACAGGCAAUUUGGAGGAGAGUCCAGAAAUAUGGCCUUACGGGCGCAUACCGGAGUAUACCUACUGUCUGUCGUAUCGUCAAGGAAAUGAUUGCUCUGGCCCUCCUACCAGCAGAUGCAAUAUUAGCAGGCUUCCAGGAUAUCAAAAAUACCCACAGAGAAGAUCUUAGGAGAGAAUCGGUCGAGAUCCAGGCGGCGAUCAAACGUCUUAUGGACUAUUACUACGGCUACUGGAUCGACACCAUUACUCCAGAAGGAUUUAGCGUAUUCCAAAUGCCCAACCGCACCAACAAUCUCGUGGAGGCAUGGCACAGAUGGUUCAACAAACGCUGUGGAGGAAGUCAUUUGAACUUCUGGGAUUUUAUACAUGCACUCAAAGAAUCCGAAAAUGCAAAGAUGCGGGAUUAUCAAGCAGACGAGAUAAAAGGGGCGGAUUACAUCAAACCAAAGACACCGUUCCAGCGUCGAAGGGAUUCCCAAAUUGCUGAAAAUGAGAGAUUGUACUUGGCGUCGGAUCGGAAAGCGGAAGACAUACGCAAUUUUCUCGUUAGGGCAAGAUAUUUCACAGAACCUGAUCUAAGCGCUCCUGUACAGGAUGGAGUAGCCUUACAUCAAGAAGGCCAUCAAGAUCAACCCGAAGGCGCAGUGGAGCCUGUGGUCCAACCUAGGCGACGGUAUCUAGCUGGUACAGCAAGACCUGCAACUUCUUUGGAUAAUGGUGUUGCAGACGAGCCUGUUAAUCCUGCCGAUCCUGUAGAGAACGCUGAUCCCAAUGUGUCUGCUGAUGUUGCGGUGUCUGCUACUCCAACAGAGCAAGAUGGUCCCUUAGACGUCACUGGCGCUGAUGUUUUAGAAGAAACCGCUAAUCAGCCUGCACCUACAGGCCGUGGCCACCGCAGACGUCGGCCGCCUGCAAGCCUAAGUCCAGGUGGUGAUUUCAUUCUUCCUCCUUCUCGCAGACCUCGCUUGGACCCAAACACAGCCGCUAUCCGUCAAGCUGCACCCUCUGGUACAGUCCGUGGACGACGGGGUCGUGGCCGCGAAACACGAUCCCAGCCCAAUGGUGUUGCGCUCACGGCCAUAAAUCGAGUCAGCAAAAUCGUGAACUACGUCCGUCACAGUGUCAUUGACACUAAGACGUUGGACCCAACGUUGCAAGGAAGAUUGAAUGCUACCAAGAAACACGGGAAAUUACUUGCGGCUGAACUGAAGACUCUAAAGGAAUUAGUAACCGUGUUGGAAACAUUCAAAGAAGCCACGGACGAGUUCCAAGCGGACUCUGAAACGGUUGGAGUAGUCAUCCCGGCAUAUAUUGACAUGUUAACUAAGGUCAUCCUGACUACCACUUAUACUAAUGGCCGGAUCUUACCCAACGCUGCGUGUCCGCUACAGAAUGUGACCUCGCAUUGUAAAGAAUUUGUCCCAGCGCUCAAGGCUUCUUUGGAGAAACGCCUGUCUUAUGUUCUUCGAAACAACUUCUAUAUUAUAGGUGCAUUGCUGGACCCUCGCUUUAAAAAAUCUUCUGUGAGACCAACGGGAAGUAUAACAGAGUCUCACGUGUUGGGUGCUGUUAGGACAGAGAUCGAAAAAUUCUACCGCGAAUAUGCCCCUCAAUCUUCCGACACGGAACGCCAACCUACGCAAGAACAAACAGAAGAAAUCGUCGGCCCUACACAACCAAAAAGAAAAUCGCGCUCACUCUACAGCACGGUUAUUGAGCCACGACGAUCCAGUUCAGUGGGUAGCAGUAAAGCUCUUGAGGAGCUGGAAAUUUACCUGAACGAGCCAACCCUACCUAUGGAAGAUCGUUUUUCUGUAUUAUCUUAUCUUAUCUUAUCUUUGGAAUCAGCAAAUUAUCUUAUCUUAUCUAGAUAA